This is a messenger RNA of Chelonus insularis, 4005 nucleotides long. Its product is annotated as protein cab-1. The transcript has 6 exons. Gene Ontology annotation, cellular component: membrane. Bases 424 to 1821 code for a protein of 465 amino acids. The record is from RefSeq and is a predicted model, not a curated record. NCBI's taxonomy places the organism in Eukaryota, Metazoa, Arthropoda, Insecta, Hymenoptera, Braconidae.
AAUCGCUCACAAGUGUUUAUUCGUUCAGUAAAACAGGAAGCCGGAGCUGGUGGUUGGAAGUAAAAAAAAGCACACUCUUUUUCUAUCUCCUUAAACUUGUGACAUUUAAUUUAUUUACACCGAUGUCAAUAACAAAUAUCUUUCACAUACCAAUGGAUCAUUAUUAAGGAAGCCAGGAGGUCAAUAUAAAAGUGGAAAAAAAGUUUUGUACACAGUUGCAUGUUGCUUUCUAACAGUGUUAUAUUCACAACUUUUGGUGUCGUAUUGAUUAUGUCGUUAGUUAGCAUUCUUGAACGCGCAAGUCUCUUCAGAUUCGAUGAAUGACGCGCUUUUGUAUGAAACUAAAAAGUGUUGAAGACAGAGGCGUGAAUCGAACCAGCUGUGGACGCCUUUAUAUUCCAAAUUUAGUGUAGUGUCGCGAGGAUGAAAUCUGACCCUCCGACCUGCAAGCUUCUCGUCUUGGUUAUUGUCCUUCUGGUAAAUCAUUCCACCGGUGAACUUGAAUAUUAUCAGGAUGUUGAAUCAGAGCCUUCAGAAGAUGUAAAUCUCAAAUAUCUAGAAAGAUUCUUGGAGUCUCAAGGUUACCGAGAUGCUUUGCACCGUCCCCAUAUCUCACAUCUCUAUCCACCAAUAUAUGUGGAUGACUUACGAGAAUAUGUACACCAAAAAAUGUUGGAAUCACUGAGAAGAGAUCAGUUGGAGAAUUUAAAUUAUCCUGUACAGUCGUCUGAAUUCAAUUAUAUACAACAAUACCCUCGAUCAAUUGAGCGUGAUCGUUCUUAUGUCAAUUUAGGAACUCCAUCCCGCAAUUUUAAAUAUCCACAAGUCAAUGUACCUUACUCAGAUAAUGAAAUCAAUGAAAAAGUUUAUUAUAAUAACCCUGAACGUAUUCCCAUAAGACAAAACUUCCCUGGAUGGGAAAAUCCUGAAGCUGAUGAUCUGAACAAUAAUCCAUUGGGAAAUCUUGAAGACCAAAUAUUAAACGCUGAUGUUUCGCAGUUGCAAGAAAAUUUUAAGCAAGUCCCUAGAUUGACUGAAAAUAAGCCAGAGUUUACGUAUAGUUUCAAUGAUCCUAAGUUGAACGAAAUAAAUACUUUUGCAGUGAAGCCAAACGAUCCACGUUAUUAUGAAGAAGAACCAAUAGUUAUAGCAAAUGAAGAAAAAAGUUCGGAUUCGAUUGAGAAUCCUUCACAAGAUAUUGAAGGUCAUGGCGAAAAGAAAAAAACAUCGAAUGAAAAUAAGAUAAAUUUUCCUCGCUCGGAAAGUGAUACUGUUGACAACAGUAAAUUUUCUCAUUUCAAAGGAUUACUGUCUGAACCUCAACGACAAACGAAUCAAGAUCCUAUUAUAACACCAUCUAAUUAUAAAUUAUCAAACGAUGUUUAUUUUAUAGCUAUUGUUGCCGGCUGUAGUGCAGCUGCAAUGUUUGCGCUAGUUCUUAUAGGCCUCACCUGGUGCAGAUUACAACGCGGUGCUAAAGCAGCAGCAGACAUUGAAUAUCCAGCUUAUGGAGUGACAGGUCCAAAUAAAGAUAUUUUGCCGUCCGGGGACCAGAGACUCGCUCAUUCAGCUCAAAUGUAUCACUUUCAGCAUCAAAAGCAACAAAUCAUAGCUAUGGAGAAAACUGCUGCAAGAGAUCCUGGUUCUGUGUCUGAAGUUGAAAGUGAUGAGGAAAAUGAAGAAGGAGAUUACACUGUAUACGAAUGUCCUGGUCUUGCACCUGCUGGAGAAAUGGAAGUAAAGAAUCCAUUGUUUCACGAUGAUCCAACCCCAGCAACACCACCUGUAAACCACAAAGAAGGUAAUCGUCAACAUCAUUAGCUUGCAGGAACAAGUAAAUGAUUGAAGAAUCAAAAGAAAUGACAACGGGUUAAUCGAAAGUGUGGUUCACCGUUUUAUUUUGAAGACCUUUCAUUAUUUGUAAGGAAUUAUUUCCUUGGUGCUUAGCUCACUUUUGAAAUAUCAUAUCCAAAAUAUUCUAUAUACUUAUUAUAUUUAAUAUACACCUACACAAUUUUACGAUUUAUAUAAUCAACCGAUUGAUCAUUUUUUCGACGUAUUAAAGUGCAACAAAUAUGUUAUUAAAGUGAGCAGGGCAACGAAAAGACGCAUUCAAUAAAUUGAAAAAUGUUGCACUUUUUCAACUAUCAAAUUUUAAAUAACUUAUACACCAAUAUAAAAAAUUUUACUAAAAUUUUGUCGCAUUCUCGUUAAAGAUAUUGUGACUGUUCUUUACAAUUUUUUCUAAACUUACUGAUAAAGGUAUAAAAGUUUAAUACGAGUUUUAAAGUUAACUUAUAAUUUUUUUAAAUUCCGAAUCAUCGCACAGUAGUAGUGACGAAGAAAAGAGAGAAUAAUACUAUAAAGUAAUACAAUUAUAUAUUAUAAAAUUCAUAAAAAUCAUGAACAAUUUAUCUUGACCAAUGAAAAGUAAUUAAUUAUAAAAGAUUUGAUUACAAAUUACUUUUAAAAACCAUAAAAACGCGUAAACGUGAAAGUAGAUUGAUCUGAUGUGGAAAUCACUUCCCAUUAGAGUAUGUAUUAUGUUUGUACAUAUACAUGCAUGAAUUCUAUGGGCAUUGUCCAUUAAAAAUAUGCAUGUAGACAACUUUCUAUAUAUCGAACGCUUUAUGUACAAAUGGGAGCUUUACUAUCGAACACCUUUGUUCGUAUAUCUAUAUUAUACUUCAGAAAAUAUAUCCAUUUUAAUUAAUUCCUGAAUAAGAGCUUCCUCUAAUAAAAUAGAUUUAGUUAUCGACUUUAUACCAUUAUAUCGUUAAAAUGUAUUUGUUUCAUGAUUAUUUUUUUGGUUUUUUUGCCGGUCAUUUUAUAACGACUAGACCGUCUUAAUCAUGUACCCGUAUAAUUACGUAUGAUUGUUAACGGAAUCUCCUGUUCCUUACGUAAAAGAAUUUUGUUUAGGUUUUACAUGUUUAGUGUAAUUCAUAUUAGAUGUUGGCUGACUUUUUAUUAUGAAUAUACAUUGUUUUUGAAGAUAAAUAGUUAAUUUGGUAAUUGAAUUUUUUUUAAUUUUGCUUAAACUUUUACAAAAACUAUAUAUAUAUUUCAAUUAUCUUUAAUAGGUUGACAUUAAUUAAUUUAUUUACAAAAGAUAUUUUAUUCAAAAUAUUAAGAAUUAUAUCAAUAUUAAGUCAAAUGGUACUAAAACGUUUUCAUUUGUAAGCCAAAUAAUUUUUUCGUCUUCAAAAACAAUUCUUCCAAUUAACUCUUUUGUGCUAUUGAUAGUAAUAAGUUUGUGUAAAUUUAUGUCAGAGUGUAAUUAUUAAGGUUUUCCACGGGUAAUUUAAUAGAAUUAUCCUAACAGAUGAGAUACUAUCAUACAGUGAAACAGAUCUGAUUUUAUUUUUAAAAAAAAAGAACUAAGCUUUAACGCAAAGUGUGAUGACGUGCUGGCCAAAGACAUUAUUUUAGUAACCCUGUAUGGGUACAAUUAGUAAAGACAACACUAAUUUUAUAUAUUUUUAAAAUAAUUGGAAAUAUCAUAUGUUUAUUACAAUUAAUAUAAGUUAUAAUUGAUCCUCAAGAAGAUAUAUUACCUGAAAAUCUCUAUUAAACAGAAAUAACUAUUUUAGCAUGAAUAUAAAAGAUAAAUUUUAUUGAUGUUGUAUCGUUAUCAUCAGAUUAUAUGUAUUAUUAUAUCGUGUUUCGACUAGUCUGUUAGCAAACAUAAGUGUUUUAUAUAGAGCUGAGACAUAAAUGUAAAGUAUAAAGAACAAUCUAUGUGAACAAACAAUGCAACAUGAUUGUGUCGCACCUGUUAAGUGAAAUCGUAUUCAUCACAGCUGAAAGUAUAAGUUAAACCUUAUCUAUAAAGGCAAAGAAGAAAAAUUUUUUGAAUUAUUCUUUAGUUCACAUGCGUAUUUAACAUGUAUAUUUAUGUUGCACUAAUACUUUCAGGAAUGAACAGCAGUGUUAUCGAAAGAUUCAUGUAUUAUGAAUACUAUCACCAUUUGAGAAAAUAAAUAAAUUAUUUUAUAGAAGGUA